This is a messenger RNA of Petromyzon marinus (sea lamprey), 2881 nucleotides long. The record is from RefSeq and is a predicted model, not a curated record. NCBI's taxonomy places the organism in Eukaryota, Metazoa, Chordata, Hyperoartia, Petromyzontiformes, Petromyzontidae.
AUGGUAACUGCUGCUACUGCUGCUGAUUCAACAUCAACAUCAUCAUCAGCGGCAUCAGCACCAUCAUCGCCAUCACCUGGAUGGUAACUGCUGCUACUGCUGCUGAUUCAACAUCAUCAUCAGCGACAUCAGCACACCAUCAGCGACAUCACCUGGAUGGUAACUGCUGCUGAUUCAACAUCAACAUCAUCAUCAGCGACAUCACCUGGAUGGUAACUGCUGCUGCUGAUUCAACAUCAACAUCAUCAUCAGCGACAUCACCUGGAUGGUAACUGCUGCUGCUGCUGAUUCUCAAUGGCUGUUGGAGGACUGCGAUGGACUGCAGGGGCAGCUGCACGGGACGCGUCGGGAACGCGUUGAGCCGGUGAGCGGAGCUCCCCAUCCCUCCCCUCCUCCUGGGCAACGCCUCGUCCACGUCUCCACGAUGGGCCUCCUCCUCCUCCUCGGCCUCCGGCACCUCGGCCACGCCGCCCUGCUCACGGCGCUGGGAUCGUUCGCCGUCGCGGCCGCCGUCAAGAUGCUGUCCAAGCGCGGCUCUGAUGGGUGUACUGACUGGUCUGUAGACUACAAGCAGUACUCCAGCGUGGCUGGUGAACCGGCUCGCGUCCGCUGUGCCCUCUUCUACGGCUACAUCCGCAGCAACUACAGCCUCUCCCAGGCGUCUGGCCUGAGCCUCAUGUGGUACCGCAGCGCUGCCCACGGCGAGGCCGAGGAGCCGCUGGCGCUCGCCGCUCCCCGCGUGGGCAAGGAGGGCGACGCCCUCUGGUUCCGCCCGGCCACCUCGGCCGACGGCGGCCUCUACACCUGCGUGCUGCGCAACACGAGCUACUGCAUGAAGGUGUCGAUGUCGCUGCGCGUGCUGGAGAGCGACGGAGCAGCCUGCUUCGACCCGCGCCUGCGGCACCCCGAGAGGGCCGAGCUGGGCAAGAGCAAGGCCAUCUCCUGCCCCGGCAUCGAGGAGUUCGGCAACCCGGCCCAGUUCUCACUCACCUGGUUCAAGGAGUGCCGACCGAUCGUGCCCAGGCCAAACGUCCAGCAGGAGCUGCUGUCUCUGAUUCUCAAGGAUGUGGGAGAGACGGACGCGGGCAACUACACGUGUGAGCUUAGCGUGGAGGGCCUCAGAGUACGCAGGACAGCGGAACUCACCAUCACAGCUCCUCUCACGACGCGACCGCCCAAGUUGCUCUUCCCUCCGGAGUAUCCUGUCGCAGUGAUUCGCAUCAACCUCGGGCAGCCGCUGAACGUUACCUGUCGGGCUCUAUUUGGCUACAGCGGAGCCGCGUUCCCCUCCGUCUACUGGAUGCGUGGCGAGAGAUUCAUCGAGGAACUCGAAGCCACUCGCAUACGGGAGGGAGACUUGCAGGUGCUGCACGAGCACCUGGGGGAGAAGAGGGUCUCACUGUCCCUACGCUUUGACGAGGUGUGUGAAGACGACCUCGUCAACUUCACCUGCGUGGUGGAGAACUACGUGGGCCGUAGGGCAGGGACGCUGCAGCUUCAGCUCGAAGAGCCGGCUUACAUGCUGCAGCUCAUCCUGGGACUGAGCAUGAUCCUGCUGCUGCUGUGCACCUCGCUCUGCCUCUACCGCUGCUACAAGAUAGACGUGGUGCUCUGGUACCGGACUCACUUCGGCUUCGACGAAGCUCGAGGCGACAACAAGGAGUACGACGCCUUUGUCUCCUACACACGCUCCGAGCCGGCAUCGUGGAGCGGAGACGGUUGCCAUGACGACCUCGUCCUGGAGCUGCUGCCCGACGUGCUGGAGCGUCACUAUGGAUACCGUCUCUUCAUCCCUGACCGGGACCUCAUCCCAGCCAAUACCUACAUCGAGGACAUCUCCCGGGCCCUCGAGCUGAGCCGCCGCCUGCUGCUGGUGCUCACGCCGGCGUUCGUGGUCCGCCGCAGCUGGUCCCUCUUCACGCUGGAGCCGGCGCUGCGCGUCGCCCUGGAGGACGGCUCGACGCGGGUCGUCCUCGUCGAGUGCGGCGACCUCCGCUCGCUCGUCAACUACCACGAGCUGCAGUCGCUGCGCGCCGCCGCCCGCCACCUCUCCGUCGUCCGCUGGAAGCGGCCGCCGCGGGCCGCCGGCGGCGGCGCCGGCGGCGGUGCCGGGGAACCGUCCCGAGAGGACGCCGGCUUCUGGAAGCGUCUGCGCUACGAGAUGCCCGCCAGGAAGCGGGAGUUCGCCGGCGUCGACCCGGCGCUGGACGAGGGGGAGGGCGGCGGCGGCGGCGGCGGCGGCGGCGGCGGGCCGGGGACGGGGCUCGCGGCGGGGCCGGCGGGGGGGCCCGCGGGCGGAGGGUCGCCGCUCCGAGGGUUCCAGGCGGCGGUGAUGCUGGCGGCGGCGGCGGCGGCGGCGGCCACGGGCACCGGCGCGCCGGGGCCGCUCUCGCACGGCGGCAGCGGCAGCGGCGUCGGCGGCGGCGUCGUCAGCGGCGGGAGCUGCGAGUUCGUGGGCCGGCCGUACCGGCCGUUCGACGGCGGCGGCGGCGGCGGCGGCGGUGCGGAGGACGAGCCGCCGGCCGCCGCCGCCGCGGCCGCCGCGGCUGCCGCCGAACUGACGGCGUUUGGCGGCCACCACACGUACUGCAACGUGCCGGUGUCGCUCGCCAACGGCCACCGCGGCAAGGGGGCCGGCGGCGGCGGCGGCGGCGGCGGCGGCAGCUUGCGCCGCGACGGCCGGCCGGCGGCGGCGGCGGCCGCGGCGGCGGCGGGCCUCGGCGGGGGCCUCGGAGGCCUCGGCGGGGGCCUCGGCCUGGGGGACGAUGACGGCGGAGGUGGAGGGGCGGCCUCGACGCUGGGCCACGCUGCGGGGGGCGGCAGCAGCGUCCUGCUGCCCCUGAUCCCGCGCGAGACCAGCAUGUCGAGCGUGAUCUGGUGA